AUGUCUGGCACAGCGUCCAAAGAUGGACAGGAUGGGUCUUACUCGAUGUACCCGCCCACGUCACCCGCAGUUCCUCCUGCCAGCAUGCAAUACCAAAUGGCAGGCGUGUACGGAAACCCCAAUACAUUCGCACAAUAUGGAUACGGCUAUCCAAUGCCGAUGGAUAUGUAUGCAGGACAAGGGGCGCCAUUCAUGGGAUAUGGCAUGAACCCAGGUAUGAUGUACUACGGGGGCAAUAAUAGUGGCAACAGUGGCGUUCCUCCUCCUAGUGGACAGAAAAGAAAAUACUAUAACAACAACAACAACAACAACAACAACACCAACACCAACACCACCAACAACAACACCAACAGUAACAGCAAACCUGAUAAUGGCGGAAAAAGCGCCGAAAGCCCAUAUUAUUCUAAUGUCAAGAGCGGAUCUGUAUCUGGUGGAUCUACCAACGUCAGCUCUGCGGCUGCAAACGGGACCAAAAGUGUUCCUAUUACCAUCAAAAAUCAAUACAAGUUCGAACUAGGAAACAGCAACUCGGUGAGUACCACAGAUUUGAAACUAGAAUACCCAUUUUACUCCAACACCGACCCCAAUAUCUUCCGCAAGGCUCAAGUCAGAAGAACGCAAGUAACUUUGCGAGCUCUGAACGAUGUAUUUGGCGCCAGUUUUGGAGAGCAGCUAUCUGAUGCGGGUGUCGAAACCGAUGGUGAAACUAUUCAGGAAGUCACUGAUCAAUUUCAAACAGCACCCGCCACAGUCCCAUCAACACAAGACGAAAAUGCGCAGGCCGAAGAGUCACUCACUCCAACACCAGAAGUAGCGAGUCUACCUGAACUCAAAGAAGUGAAAGGAAGUGUCGAGGAACCAGUUAAGGCGGUCCCCGCCAGGACUAUCAAAUCUUGGUCCGCAGUUGCUUCUAGUGCCGCAGGGACCAACGGAUCCGCUAAGAGCGCAAACGUCUCAUUCGAUAAAAAAGAUAAAAAGUAUGUCCCUCCGACAGUCAAGAGUUUGGAGCCAGUUGGUGUUGUUGCUCUUAGGGUUUGUUUUGAUCCAGAAUACGUGAAGUACACAACGGAACAUUCAAAAGGCACAGGCAUGGCUUUGCAAUCCGUGAUUCCUAGAGGUAUCGUGAACUCCGGCAAUAUUUGUUUUAUGAGUUCAAUUUUGCAAACGCUGUUGUUCUGUCAACCUUUUAUCAACCUAAUGAACCUCGUAAGUAUCAAAACGCCUGCGAAAAUGGGCAGUACUGGAUUUUUACUUCUUGACGCCUGCCUUGAACUCUACAGGAAAUUUGAUAAACAAGUAUUCGAAAGAGAGAAGGCGGUCAGAGCUGAAAAUGGCGAUGUGGGCAUUUCAAGUGCUUUGACGACCGCAAUCAAGCCUGAAGACUUUUAUAAGACCUUGUCGAAAUUGCCCAAGUUUAAGGAUUUAAAGUGGGGUCAUCAAGAGGAUGCAGAAGAGUUUUUGACUCACCUCUUGGAUCAACUGCAUGAAGAAUUUGUGCACUCCAUUAACGUCUUAUCUGAGGGAGACAUCUCCAAUUUGAUUAAAAGCAUAAAUGAUGAAGACUCAAAACUAAUUUUCAUCAGAAACUUGGCCACCUACAAAAACGCUGAGUUCAUAAAAAAACCAUCAAGCGAUUUGAAAAACAUACUGGACAAAUAUGGUGUAAACGCAGAUGCCUUAGAAGAAGAUCAAGAAAAGGGAUGGCAAGAAGUUAGCAGCACCAGCAAAAAGGGCAAAAAAACAAAGACUGCUGCAAAAAGAACUGUUAUUGUGGUACCUUCGCCAAUUUCAGUCAUAUUCGGAGGCCAGUUUCGUUCGGUACUCGACGUUCCUCAAAACAAGGAACCUCAAUCUAUAACUUUGGAUCCUUUUCAAACGAUCCAGCUGGAUAUUUCUGAAUCCAAUGUCGAAGACCUAGAUAGCGCAUUCCGCAAAUUCAGCGAGUCUGAGCAGAUACCUUUCAAGACCUCUUCUGGUAAUAGCGUGGAAGCAAAGAAACAAACUUUCAUUGAUAAACUGCCUCAAGUGCUCUUGAUACAACUCAAAAGGUUUUCGUUCAUCAACAACACUGACAAGUCUAAAAUUGUCAACUACAACGCAUACAGUGGCCAUGUGGAAAAGAUUCGCAAGAAGAUCCAAUACGGUCAUGAACUGACCAUACCAGAUGAGUCCAUUUCAUCGGUACAUUCCGCAUUUUACAAACAGUCCGGGUCUGCCUACAAACUGAUAGGGGUGGUAUACCACCAUGGUUUAAGUCCCAGCGGUGGCCAUUACACAUGCGACGUUUUCCAAGAAGCUCUGAGUAAGUGGUACAGAAUAGAUGAUGUUAAUGUCCAGGAAAUAGACAAAGAGGAGGUUUUGAAAGGUGGAGAGGAGGGCAAAGAUCCCAGAACCGCUUACAUAUUAAUUUACCAAAAAUUAUAA
Molecule: messenger RNA, 2424 nt
Organism: Lachancea nothofagi CBS 11611
Lineage: Eukaryota; Fungi; Ascomycota; Saccharomycetes; Saccharomycetales; Saccharomycetaceae
Source: the annotation of a GenBank genome assembly